Messenger RNA from Chrysochloris asiatica (Cape golden mole), 361 nucleotides. RefSeq names its product ubiquitin-like protein 3-like. The transcript has a single exon. Lineage: Eukaryota; Metazoa; Chordata; Mammalia; Afrosoricida; Chrysochloridae. The annotation marks the transcript as partial. The record is from RefSeq and is a predicted model, not a curated record.
AUGUCCAGCAGUGUCCCGGUGGACGUGAUAAAUUUGCGCCUUAUCUUGGUAAGCGGGAAGACAAAAGAAUUCCUGUUUUUCCUUAACGAUUCCGCUUCCAACAUCGCAAAGCAUGUGUAUGGCAACUGGCUCAUGGACUGGGAAGAGGAACAAAUCAACAGUCCAAAUAGCCUCUGGCUUAUUUAUCAAGGACGGUUUCUACACCGAAAUGUCACACUAGGUGCAUUAAAGCUGCCUUUUGGCAAAAGAACCAUGAUGCAUUUGGUGGCUACAGAGACUUUGCCUGAGCCAAACUCUCAAGGUCAAAGGAACCAUGAAAAGACCUGUGAGAGUAACUGCUGUGUGAUCCUGUGGAGGCGGG